CGUGUGUUACUAUAUUUGCUCACGAGUCGCUCGCCACAUACAGUACAACGCUUCACUACGGCGUCGAAGCUUCGGCCUGGUGGAGCCCCCUUCAUUUUUUGCCCCUCCCCCAGCCGACAGGCAUGUUGCAAACAUCAACAAGCAGACCCUGGAGUCGAAACUCGAGCUGGAUCGUUCGAGUUUCGCCGUCGGUUGAGGCCCAGCCAGUCAAUGUUGUUCACCUUCGGCACUGGAGUCCUGGACUCCUGUGGACUCCAGAACCAGAUCGUUAACCCUGCGAAUCUUGGCAAAUCACGCACGGGAUGACAUGACAAGAUAUGGGUUUGCGGGUCCCAUUCUCUUCCACUCAGAAGAGUCAAGUGUUUCUAGGCCCGUUCUACAACCGAUUUGAUGUUGUUUUUCCCACUGGGUCGUGUUUCUUGUCAUGGAAACCAAGCAUAGAGAGCAUGUUAUUUACCUUUUGUAGGAGUAAGGCCCGGGCUGCAAAGCUUGGACUCGAUUAGGGGAACCCCUGACACCUACGAUCAAGACUUGAAGGGAUCUAGUACCGCCUGGUUCUGCGAAAGAAGUAUUUCUUUGAUCCAAUGUCCGCUCCAUUGAGUUCUGAGCCCUUCCCUUCUCUUCAUCCUCUUCAUCUCUUCUUCUCAACAAACAACUUUUUUAUAUACGGGCUGGCACUCGGUUUUCUUUUCGUGUAUUUUUUAUUAUCAUUGUGUACCAGUCACGAGAUUUCCUACGACCUUUUGAUAUCCAGUUUCAGAAGAACAAAAACGUGUACAUCAUCAACAACAACCCAAGACUUCGCUUAGCGUCUUCGAGAACGAUUCCUCGCCGAUAUCAAACAACCACACACAACAAUCAAAAUGAAGUACUCCAUCAUCCUCGCUGCUACUUGCGCCUCAACGGCCUUUGCCGCUGCCGUGGCACCGCACGACCCCGCUCUUGCGGAGCUCGUCGCCAGGACCGGUGAGCUCGCCGAGAUCGAGACCCGGGCCGAGAAGGAAGGCGGUGGUGAGGGCAAGGGCGGCAAGAAGAACGAGACCGGCAAGAAGGAGGGUGGCAAGAAGAACGGCACCGAGCCCGCCAAGGGCGGCAAGAAGGGCGGUGCAAAGAACGGCACGGAGCCUGCCAAGGGCGGCAAGGACAAGGGCAAGGGCAAGGGCAACUCGACCACGGGAGCGCCCGGCAAGCUCCCUCCCAAGAGUGCCGCCUCUGGCCGCAUGGCUGCCCUUUCCAACGCCGGCGGCUACGUCACGGUCGCUGGUCUCGGUGUCACUUUUGCCCUCUACAUGUAAAAAGAAAGGGAAACAAAAACCCCAGGGGCCAAAAACAGGGGGCGCCAAGUUUUUUUUUCACGCUUUUCGAUCGGAGUGUGGAAUUUUCUUUUUUCUUCUUUUUUUUCUUCAUGUCUUCGUUUUCUCUACGGCUGGGUCAUGCUUUUUCUUCAAGGUGAAUGUGGCUUGGUUGACAAGACCCACGAGGGCUUUUGGAUGGUUAAGGGUUUAGAAGGAUGAUACACAACACGGACAUAGGGGCUAGGAAAGUUUCUGUGAUGCAAUGUUAAUUACAGUUUGCAACUGUUAACGUUAACAAAGCCUGUCGUACGAUCGUUUUGCAAAGUGGGAACAGCUUUGGUCUCUGGUAUACUCAGUCUCUUGACCGCGAAUAGACUUGUAGAUGCAUCAGCUGGGCCGCAAGGUCCUGGCGCAUUUCGCUGAACUGUAGAGAUUUCGCAUAACCUUGGCUUCUUUUCUUUACUGGGGUGGUUUUCUGCUGGCAAACCACUGACGAAUGUUGGAGAACAGCGACAAUACUAAUACGAAAGCAGAGAAUUAUCUACCGAGCAAUUGGCCCUCGUAAAUCUCCUCUUAGGCAACUUCGUAUUCGCCCUACUAUUUAUACUCUUGUUCCC
Messenger RNA from Pyricularia oryzae 70-15, 1912 nucleotides. RefSeq lists its product as uncharacterized. The record is from RefSeq and is a predicted model, not a curated record. The transcript has 2 exons. NCBI's taxonomy places the organism in Eukaryota, Fungi, Ascomycota, Sordariomycetes, Magnaporthales, Pyriculariaceae. Bases 864 to 1295 code for a protein of 143 amino acids.